Molecule: messenger RNA, 4107 nt
Organism: Glossina fuscipes
Lineage: Eukaryota; Metazoa; Arthropoda; Insecta; Diptera; Glossinidae
Gene: CAH7
Product: putative carbonic anhydrase 3
Exons: 7
Coding region: 316-1242 (308 amino acids)
Cellular component (GO): cytoplasm
Molecular function (GO): carbonate dehydratase activity; zinc ion binding
Source: RefSeq, a predicted model, not a curated record
AACGGUUUAUUUGCUAAGAAUUUAUUUGAAAUUUUUUGUUUAUUUGAUUUCCUUUUUUAUUUUUUCUCACUUUCAAUCAUUGGCAGCAACUUGUUGUUCGUCUGCCGGCAAAUGCUCUAGACCAACCGGAAGUGUAAAAAAUUACAGUUAAAAAAAAAAAAAAUUCAUUUUUGAAAACAAUCCACUUAUGGUCUUUUUAGACAAUUUAAUAACACAAUAACUGAAAUAUAAAAAAAAAAAAAAAAAUUAAAAAAAUAAAAAACUAAUUUUUAUAUACAUUUUUCAAAUUUACUGAAAUUUAAUAACCAUUUCAACAUGUGUGCCGUGAUUUUUUUAUUAAGUGCUUUUCUUUCCUUGGUCGACUUAAGUAAAGCGGAUGGCGUUCAUUGGGGUUAUCCAGACUUAAAUACGAAUCAAGAAUUCCCAAACUGGGGUGGUCUCUGCGACACCGGUAAACUUCAGAGCCCUAUUAAUUUAAGCCUCCGACGGGCGGUGAAGGGUAUUUAUGAAGUUCCUUUGCAAGGCAUAAAUUAUGGUGAAACGAUAAAUGCAGUGACUUUGGUAAAUAAUGGCCAUUCAGUACAAAUUUCCAAUUUUGGCAUUGAUCUAAGACUAAAAGGUGGCCCUUUGGCUAGUGAUUACAUAUUGGAACAAAUUCAUUUUCAUUGGUGGUCCGAACAUACCAUCGAUAGCGUGCGCUAUCCAUUUGAGGCACAUUUGGUUCAUCGCAAUGCAAAUUAUGAAAAUAUAACUGCAGCUGCUCAGCAAAAAGACGGUAUAGCUGUUUUAGCGAUUCUCUUUCAUGCUUCUUUACAGCGUAAUGAAGCCAUCGAUGAAAUUUUGGAAUAUUUACCUAAAGUUAAUAAAUAUGAACACAUCAAGAAGCCGAUUCGUGUUAAUGUUGUUUUUGAAGUUGACGAUCUGCUCCCAGAGAUGGACAACUAUUUGACAUAUAAUGGAUCAUUGACAACUCCAAGCUGCUCCGAAGUGGUUACUUGGCUCGUAAUGGCUGAAACAUAUCCCAUAACCAUAGAUCAGAUUGAAGCAUUCAAGGCUGUGGAAUUUGAAUCGGGAAGAACUUUAAAUAACAAUUUUCGUUUUGUUCAAAAUCUCAACGAUCGCGCUUUAAUUAUUGUCGCAAAUAGAAAAACCGAUGACUUAAGUGAUAAUUCCUCCAGUCGUCUUCACUGCACCGCAGUUAAUGUGAUUCUUUUCGUUUUAAUUGUGAAAUUAUUUUUAUAAACAGCGCCAUUUUGCCAAGAAACUUUUUUUUUGUAGUGAUUUCUGCUCGAAAAUACCAAAGACAUUUGCUACGGCGUGACCAUUCGAGUAUAUUUCGGGAAUUAUUACUCUAUUGUCGGAGAGAUAGUUACGUGUAAUUUAAGCUAAUGAUACUAAGUUGUGUGUGUCUUUUUUCAAUGAGACUUUUCGCUAAAACUAGUCAAAUUUACCAUAUAACUGAUUAUAUUAUAAAGAUUUAGAAAGAUAUUUUAUGUGUCAACCGGCUCCGGCUGGACCCAAAAAACAAAUUUUUUUUAAUAAAAAGCAAAAUUUAAAAAAUUGUUAAACAAGAUUUUAGGGAUGUGCCAAGAAUUCGAAAACAAACUUUCUUUUUAAAUUUUUUGCAGAGUUUACAAAGAAUUUUGUUUAUGAUAAAAAUGUUGUUGACCUUCAUUGGCAUGCCAGUCAAGUUUAUUUUUCUUAAUGAACUGGAAGAGUUCUUUCAGAGUAAUUAUUACUCAAAGACAUUCAAUUAUGUUUGAUUCUUUGGUUCUAAGAUGAUUUUAUACCUAAUGUUGCCGUCACAGUGAGUUUAUCUGUCGCCUCAUUUAAUCUGAUAUGAUACCUCGGUCAAUGAUUUCCCGGGACUGAUACAUGAUGCAUGCAUUACAUGACGAUCGAUUUUAGAAAAUGCCAAUGCCAAAUGUCAAGUGGCUUAUGAAAAUGUUAUGCCAUUUCGAUCAUUUCGCCACAUAUGACAACAGGUUUAGUCAACUUGCUUUUGCUAUUUUCAAAGCAAUGCGAAAUGGGAAUUUUAUGUGCCGUCCUAAUAUACAGAUUUUCGGGAGGAGAAUAUAUUUUUCAAGCUAAAAAGUGCUUUCAAAGGUGUUUUGGCAACAUUUCUCGGACGAAAAGAAGAAUUUAUUGAUGACGCGCUGAUCUUAGAAGAGACCUGUUGAACGUAAUGGACGUCCAGAGAGAAACCGACAAGUGAAGUUGCAAGAGGCAGCCGACAUCCGAAAGAUAUCAAGAUGCUGCGUAAUCAUUGCUUUGCUUGUGUAUGAGAAACCUUCCUUUCCAAAUAGGGAGCAAUGAAACAAUAACAGUUAAAGUAGUAAAAUUGCCUGAAAAUUGUAUAAAUUGAAAUAUUUUUGCUGCAGAGGGAAAGAGUUAUAUCAAAUGAUGAGACUACUGCGGAAACUUAGAGUCCAGAUAAAUCGUUCUAUAAGAAAUUAGAAAAAUAUCACAGAAACGUUGAACUAAUUGGAUCAAUUCCUCUUGAAGCAAACGUUGCAGAAAGUACGCGUUUUUCUUAGUCUCGCAAAUUAUUGACUGACAUGCUGAAAAGGGGGAAAAAGUUAUUCUCUUGAAAAUCACUUCAUCACAUGAUAUAAACUUAUGUGUGUUUUUGUCACACUGAAGUACAAUACGUUAAAAGGAUAAAAAUUAAAAAAUUAAGGAAACAUUUUCGAUUUUAUCACUAAGUUUGAUGGGAUUAUUUUUUGUGAAGUUAUUGCAUUAAGCGAUAAUCACAGUAGGGAAAAACACCGCAAAGUACGAAUUACAGUGAGAUGCGAUUCUUUAUAUAUGUCAUGCAAAAAUGUGUUUGAAUAGAAUUUCAAUUGAUUCACUGUCAUGCCUACGGGAGAACUGUGCGAUGAAAUCUAAGGCAUUUUUCUUAGUGUGCAGAUGACAUUUAAUUAACGUCUCAAACACACGCAUUGAUUUCAAAGAAGACUAAAUAAAAUACAUGAUUUAUAUGAAAAGCAAAUAUUUAACCUUGACCGUGUAAUACAUACGUAAAUCCAUCCAAGUCGUUUGUAAGCUAUUUUUGACACAUUUUUCAAUAUAUGUGAACAACGCAAUCACAGAUUUUUGCGACAAUGGUUUUUUUUUAUCUUUUUAUUCAUAAAUAAAUUAACAUAUUUGGUCGAAUGAUUACUUUUUUAAGCAAGCAUUUGCGAACAUAAAAACAUUUUUUUGUUAUGAUAUGCUAAUCAAGAUAUCUAUGAACUUAUACACGUGUACGUAUCGUAUCGUCGGCUGUGCACCUAGCUUUACAUAUAAAUAAAUGAAAAUGUAUAUAAUGACUUGUUCUAAAGUUCGCAAAUGAUUGCUUUUUGAAAAACUCAUCGUGUGAUAUAACAUUCCUUAAAUUUCUUUUCAAUCAAGUUGUUGUUGCAUACAAAAAGCUUUCAAGCACCAAAUGAUUCUAAGCAGUUUCAAGUUAAAUGAAUUAUUCAUUAAUUUUAAUUUUUUCGGCUUGACGGCGUAAGUCACCCACAAUUCAAAUCAGCUGAUCAUCGAAAAGGUCUUCACGAUUAAUCUGCGAGGGUAUUUCUGCACCUGAAACAAGGCCAUGCGGGGACAUUUAUCAUACUUUUUUUUCAAUGUUAUCAGUUGUUAAAGAGACAACGUCUGCAAUUUAUGCAAACUUUUUAUCGGAAUUUGGAUUCAAUCACGGGGACAUUACGAGCGUUGGUUAUUAUUAACUUGGUAUAAAUAAACUUAAUGAUUUUUAAUACUACGAAGAAUCGGAAGAAAGGAAAUAAUGUUUUGAUGACCUGCAUCUUUGCAUAUUUUGCUUAUAAGCCACUCUUGCAAGUCCAGAAGAAAGGCAUAUGGAUUAAAAUUGUUCGGAAGUAGAAGAAAAAUCGGAUAUAAGUUGUAAAAAGAAUCGUAAAAUUUGCCAUAGUGGUCGAUACACCAAAGACUGAAGACCAAGAUCGUCGAGAUAUACCGUCGAUAUAUAUAAAAAAGAGGAGGAGUUUCCGUUCACACGAGUUAUGAUCUCGAUUAGCAAUAAAAGUUCGACUGCAGCACGAUUAGAUUAUCAGUUCAGAAUUGAACGCUCAUCAAGCAGCUAAGGAAACGUUACAAUCUCUA